Messenger RNA from Centropristis striata (black sea bass), 6293 nucleotides. It is a transcript of the gene kcnab2a, whose product is annotated as potassium voltage-gated channel subfamily A regulatory beta subunit 2a. The record is from RefSeq and is a predicted model, not a curated record. Gene Ontology annotation, biological process: regulation of action potential; regulation of potassium ion transmembrane transport; potassium ion transport. The coding region runs from base 939 to 2135 and encodes 398 amino acids. The transcript is spliced from 14 exons. Gene Ontology annotation, molecular function: transmembrane transporter binding; voltage-gated potassium channel activity; potassium channel regulator activity. Lineage: Eukaryota; Metazoa; Chordata; Actinopteri; Perciformes; Serranidae. Gene Ontology annotation, cellular component: juxtaparanode region of axon; membrane; voltage-gated potassium channel complex.
CUCCUCUCUCCGUCUCUCUCCUCCCAUCUCUUGCCUGUGUGCACCGUGCAGCUUUACGCUGAGCACAAGGCAUACAGAUGUAAGUUUAAUCCAGGCAACGUCCAGAGCUGACAAGUGAAUAUGAGGUUGCCCUUUUGCUAACAUGCAGUAGUAUUCAGUAGAAUAUUCAACAGCCAGCACAACUGUCAAGGCGGACUCGGAAGGGGAGAUGAAAACCUCCUGGAACUCUGUGUUCGUGUUUUAUUCUCUCCAUCCCUUUGUGUGGAUCUAUGCGUUUCCACUCUUAAAGCUUGGCAGCAAGAGGUGUUAUCUCUAGCACAGAGCUCAGCUUUAAAAGGAAAUUGCAAGUCUCUAAAUCUGCCUGUCAGACUCUGAUGAGCCUCUGAUUAAUAUAUAAAGCGAGAGGAGGACACCCGGAUGAAUCAAGGGAAAACUUGCAGAGGGAAAUUGACACGAACUCGGCAUUUUUUGGACUCUGGUUUCUAGAAGAUUUUGAUUUUUUAAAAUUUCAUUUGUAGCUUUGUACUGGACCUGUGUUGUAUCGUAAGUCUGCAGUGAUUGCACAUUUGUUUCUCGCAACAGCUGAGACGAGAGAUGCUGUAAUGUUGUGCCUGGAUUUGAGCUUCCUUUGAGAGGAUUUUAUUUUCUCCUGAUCAGCGAUCCUUCACUGUUUGAAUCAGCUCUGAUCUGCACUCCCACCCCUCUGCCCCUCUUUUUUCCCCUAUGAACAUUCUGAGCUGGUUAGCCACUUUUGCGACUGGACAGUUAUUUCUAACAGAGGCUGGAUUCGGAAUAGUCGCCUCCUAUAGACCUGAACCGUCUCACGAUCUCCAGAGGGUCCUCAGACUUCGCACCUCUGGGAGUUUGUCACACCUGAUUGAACCAGAGGAGAGUUUAAUUAGAGUAUCUGUGUUUGGGACGGCCAGCCAAAAGCCAGGAUGCAGGUGUCGUUAGUGUGCACGGACCACCGUGGGGGGGUCAACCGCGCCACGGAGGACAGGCUUAACCGACAGAACGCCAACAGCCCCAACACGGGCACCCGAAGCAAGUUCAGAGCAGUGGCGAUGGUGGCCCGCAGUCUUGGACAACUCUCUGUUCAGAGUGUGCCUUCCUCCAGCGAGCAGAGCAUGAAGACUGGCAUGAAGUAUCGAAACCUUGGGAAGUCGGGCCUGCGGGUGUCCUGCCUUGGAUUAGGAACAUGGGUGACGUUCGGUGGACAGAUAACGGAUGAGAUGGCAGAGCAGCUGAUGACUCUGGCCUAUGAAAAUGGCAUCAAUCUGUUUGACACAGCAGAGGUCUACGCUGCUGGGAAGGCAGAGGUGGUGCUGGGAAACAUCAUAAAGAAGAAAGGAUGGAGACGUUCAAGUCUGGUGAUAACAACGAAGAUCUUCUGGGGCGGAAAAGCGGAGACUGAAAGAGGUUUAUCCCGAAAACACAUUAUAGAAGGUUUAAAAGCCUCUCUAGAAAGACUGCAGCUAGACUACGUAGACGUGGUUUUUGCGAACAGACCGGACCCUAAUACACCGAUGGAAGAAACGGUUCGAGCGAUGACCCAUGUGAUAAAUCAAGGCAUGGCCAUGUACUGGGGAACAUCCCGCUGGAGCCCCAUGGAGAUAAUGGAAGCGUACUCUGUGGCGCGACAAUUCAACCAGAUUCCUCCGAUCUGUGAGCAGGCUGAGUACCACAUGUUCCAGAGAGAGAAGGUGGAGGUGCAGCUGCCGGAGCUCUUCCAUAAGAUAGGUGUGGGCGCCAUGACGUGGUCACCUCUCGCCUGUGGGAUCAUCUCAGGGAAAUACGACGGCAGGGUGCCUCCCUACUCUCGGGCUUCUCUGAAGGGUUACCAGUGGUUGAAGGACAAGAUCUUGAGCGAGGAGGGCCGGCGUCAGCAGGCGAAGUUGAAAGAGCUGCAGGCAAUCGCGGAGCGGCUGGGCUGCACUCUGCCCCAACUCGCCAUCGCGUGGUGCCUACGGAACGAGGGGGUGAGCUCCGUCCUUUUAGGGGCGUCCAACACCGACCAGCUGAUGGAGAACAUAGGAGCGAUACAGGUUCUUCCAAAGUUGUCAUCGUCCAUCACACACGAGGUGGACAGCAUCCUGGGGAACAAGCCGUACAGUAAAAAGGACUACCGCUCCUAACGCCAGCACGGCCCCGCCCGGCAGGGCUGCACCCGGGCUGCAGCUGCAGCGCCACACCUUUGCCUGAUCCUCUGUUUGCUUGAGCUUUUACUGAGUGAGACCCUGGCGCAUGAGUCUGGCCACACCAAGGCCACGCAGGGCACCUCAUUUAGAGUUACAGGGAUAAGAUAAGGAAAGGGGGAAAAAAUACAGUCACCUCCACGGGAAAGGAAGGGAAGACAGAAGUGGAAGAGAGGUUAGGGAUAUGCGCUCAUACUUAAAUCAGUUAUACAUUCAAUUCAGCUGAACGUAUUUUAAAAACCGUAGAGAAAAAUACCUUUUUAAAAAAAAAAUAAGCACACGCUUGCUUGGCAGCCAGAUUUUUAUUUAUUUAUUUUUUUUGCUUUUUUUUUUUUUUUUUUUUUUUUUCUAAAACUGAAUGCAACUAAAAGGAAGAUUAAGUUAAUACUGUACGAAUAUACGAGAACUACUCUGUUGCACAUGUACCAUAGCCAUGCAUUUGUUCCUUGGACGUUCUGUUUACAAAAAAACACCCGUGUACUGUACGAGUCUGUCAAGGUUUCUCUGGAAAACCUUUUGUUUGUGCAUUGUCAGUGUACGAGCCUCGUCGUGGGCUUUAACAAUCAGCACUUUAGUAUUGUCAGUACAGUUGGAGGGGAGUUCUAAGGAGAGAGAGGAUGGGUAUUACAGUAGUCUUAUCUCACAGCCAUUGCACUAAAGAAUCAUAUCUCCUGAUAGUUCCCUCUCCUCCUCCUCCUCCUCCUCUUCAUCCUCUCUCUGUGUCUUCACUGGCAGUGCAUUUGUCCUCUUGCUGUCUCAGCACGGCGGCCAAGAUGAGGAGAGGGAACGAGGCGUCUCCUCCCUCCUGACCAGCGAACCGUCCAAGAUGGCGAGUCAGGAGCGUUGGCCGACGUGUCAGGGCAUCUCGUCUGCCACUGAAGAGCUUUAGCUGUUAAUUCCCCCCUAAGGGUAGGACCUGCUGGUUAAAUCAAACGCUGUGACGUACGUGGCGGUGUCGCCCAGCCUCUGCUCCGGCUGAGGGGUUUUACUGUGCAGGCAGGAAGUGGUCAUAUCAGUGCUGGCUCCACAUCUCAUGGAAUCUUCUCCUUGAUCAAAUUCUGUUCAAGUAUUUUGCCUUAUUUACAGUUGCAUCAGACUGUGCUGUGGGCGUAGACGAGCAGCUCGACAGCUGCCCCUUUGGCCGCCUGGUCUCAUGUCCCCAGUAAAUACUGGAACGCCGACUGGUGGAAGUGUCACAUUAGGAAAGUGGAAAUCAGUGGGCGGCAGCAGCUCAGGGAACAGAGCAGGUGGUUUUUAGUCGUGUGUUGGCGUGCACAUGGUCGGGAGGUUGUAUUUACUCGUCUGUCUUUCUUUCAUGUGUGGACACUGGGCGGGACCAGUGACAUUUGAGUGUGGCUCGAGCCAAAGAUCUUCUCCUUUUAUUCUUCAUCUCUUUGUUUCACUCUCACUUCCUGCAAGAGUAUAGAACUCAUCUUGGCGCAUGUGCUGUCCAGCUUGUUAUCUAUCUAUGGUAUGGACUUUACUCCAUAUAUAUAUCUUUACUUGACCACACUGUUAUACUAGUUAACAAAUAUCUCCUUCAUAUACAGAAUGCAUAAGUACAGCUACCUGCUUUAGGAUCGGUAAGGUUCGUUUCAGGGCAACAUACAACCUGAGGCGUGUCAGAAAUAUUACUGCAGAAUUUGACGCCACCCUAUAUCAUUCUUUCUCCUUCGGGUGCUCUCUUACUGUGAUUUAAGCACAAGUGGAUAGCAUGUGAUACAUCCUCAAAGCAUGGACCCUGUUCACCCGGCCUACAGUACGUACAGGACAAGGUGACGCUCCUCCGCUUACUAACACGUGUAGGUGACAAAUCUUUAACUAACAGCUGAUAAACUAUUGAUUCUUAGCAGAAAGUAAACAAGUACACAUUAAGAAAACAUCAUUUUAGUGCGAAUGAUGACGCGAAUGAGACGUAACAGUGGAGGGGAUAAUCAAAAUGAACGUUACUGUGCGGGAUUUGUUCUUUGUUACUCCUCCUGUGAUUUUUAACAGCAGCAAAUUGAUUUCACGUCUCUGCUGUUGAUCCCAUUUGUGUGUAUGUAUGUAUGUAUGGUAUGGGGAUGGGGGGUGGAACUAAUCCCUCGCUUUAGCCUGUUGUAUUAGUUGAUCCCUGUAUAUGUUUGAUUUGCUGUGUUUGAGUGUUUUCUCAGAAGAAGAGAAAAAAAUAAGCAAAGAGCAUUUAGUUCCUUUAGUCUGUGGAGUUCCUGUGUCUUAAUAUCUGCAGGGAGCGGGGAGGUUUGAGACUUUAAGUUUGACAAUUUAAGAAAUACUCUCACAUGCUUUCUUACUGAGAGUUGAAAUAAAAAGGCUGACACCACACUCUUAACUGCUGAUAAAUAUUAACAUUACAGCCAACAGCAGACUAGCUUAGUUUAACAUUAAUACUGCAAAUGGGGAAAGAGCUGAUCCAACUACCUGCUCCUUUAAAGCUCAUUAACACCAAAUUAUCAUGUUUAAUUCAUACAAAAACUGUUUGUUCCCCUCGCAAAUUGUGUUUUCCUACCCUACAGACCUGUUUAUUUCUCCCAAAAGAACCCCAGCGAAUUGACAUUUCUGAACCUAUUAAACAAACAUUUUAUGCCGAGUUUACGCGGCACUAUUUUAUUCCCAACUCUCCACUUCCACGGGUCACCUUUCCACUUUUUCCACCCGACAGUUUUCUGAGAUUGCAGACAGAAGCCUGCUUUUUGCUAUGUGUGAAUUUCCAAAGAUGCAAUCUGAGCGAUGCAUUGCAGACACCCAGGAGAAAUAAAGCAAGUUAAAUAUCUGGACCUGUCUGCAAGUUCAGAUCCUGUAGUGUGAAAAUGGUUUUGACAGCAGUUUUGGCAUAAAGCUAAUGAGAGUGCAAUCUACAGGGUGAGAGAAAUAUGAGGGAGCAGAGUUGUAACACCUGCAGCAGAAUAUCUGCAAGCUCUGGAAUUAUUUUUUAUUCAUUUUUUUGCUGCAAAUUAGCGCACAAACGACUUAGAUUGGUAGCUUUAAGGAGGACACACCUGUCUUGCGUCUUUUCUGUAGCAUUCUCGCCUGUUUUUUUGUUGACUAACUUAGUUUUGGAGACCAGUUUCACCCAGUGAAAGGUCUUGUGAUCACUCACAUGCACAAACCACAUUACAUCAUGUCAUUAAUUCCAUAUAAUCAUGUACUCAUGUAUUGUGCAAACCACAUUACAUGCCUGUCUUAUAAUGUUUUGAUCAGUACAGCAAGCUGACAACUUUAUCUUGUAUUUGUAAGAGCUUUAGAGUUGCUGAUAGUUUCCUGGUCCCAGUCUCUAUGCUGCUGAUGGCUUCAUAUUUAGCUUGCAGACGUGUGUGUUUUCAAUCUUCUCAUCGAACUCAGCAGAGAAAGUGAAUAAUUGCAUUUCCUAAAAUGUCAAACUUGCCCUUUAAUGGUAUCGCUGUGCAUUUUGUUUGACCAUCAGUGUUAUUUCACAGCGUGCUGACCUGCACAACAAAGAUCUUGUGGUGUUAAAAGGUUUCUGCACAUUGUAGAAAUAACUCUUUAAUGUUUCAAAGCUGAAGCGUAGUUACCUGGUGCCCUCGCCUGCGUAGGAGAAAUUCAUGCUUUAAGAGGUCCUAGUUUCUUCACAUUUGCUGUUCUAACAUUUUAAUGUCUAGUUCAGACAUGAAACCAGACCCACAGAUGGAUAGAGCUUAUUUUACAGAAGGUUCUAGGGUUAUACAGAGAAUAUAUUUUUAUGUUUUAGCCUUGAGAGCGGUAGAGAGAAUCAAAAGAACUGUUUUUAUUUUUUUCAUCAUGCUGCAUUUUUCCUAUCAGUAUUGUAUCGAUAGACUGACAAAAGGAAGCAAUUUCUUUGUGUUGUGUAUGCAUUUAUGAGGAAUGCUCUGAAGUGAAUGCACUGGUGGACUGAAUUCACUCUGAAGACGACGUAGUGAGAGCCUGGUAUCUCCUGUACAUAGUCUGACCUUUGUAUAUAUUUCUGGUUGUGAUCACCUCUGCCUUUUCUCUUUUUCUUUUUUUAAUUUUCUUUUGCAGGCGUUGCUAUCUGCACUGUGCUUGAAUCUGACUUUAGACAGGAUGUACAGCUUCGACCUUCAAUGAAAAUGAAAUAAUGAUAAAAUAAGAAUGGUAAACAAA